This is a messenger RNA of Ectocarpus siliculosus, 993 nucleotides long. The record is from the annotation of a GenBank genome assembly. NCBI's taxonomy places the organism in Eukaryota, Phaeophyceae, Ectocarpales, Ectocarpaceae.
AUGACCUUGGCUCUAGCAGGCAGCCCGCUGGUGGGCCGAAACGUCAAGCGUGGUGGCAAGUCGCCUAAGCACGCCUCUUCACCAGGGUCUUCGGGGACAAAGGGCGCCGCCCUCGCCUUGGAGACAAACGAGAGCAAGAUCGUCUUAGACAGGCUGGGGAAGGAGAUAGUCACCCUGCUCCAAGCAGGGGGCUCCAAGAAAGACGCGGCCAGGCGGCGUCUCAGGAUGGGCAUCAACGAGGUCACCAAGUUCCUGGAGUCCAAAGCCGCCGCCGCCGCUGCUCCUCCGAAGACUCCCUCCUCUGCCUCACGCGGAAGCUCGAUCAACCGGCAAGGCAUCUCGAAAGCGUCCGGGAAGUGCGACAGCGCGCAGGCCGGGGCGGGGGCGGAGGUGGGGGCAAGGGCAAGUCUUGUCGCACCCGCGCCUCCUCACACCCCACCGGCGAUCGUGCUCAUCUGCAGGGAUGUGAGGCCCGCGAGGCUGGUGGAGCACGUCCACGCCUUGGUUGUUCUAACCGCAACCCCUUUCCUAGUUUUGUCGGAGCCAAGCAGCAGCCUCGGGGGGGUGUUCGGCUGCAAAACCAUGGCAGCUCUAGCCAUCUGCCCCGCCCGAACCCCACGGCCGGCGCAGACUUCGUCUAUUUCGCCGCCGCCGAGCUCUUCGACGGGUACCCCCGGGGAGGAGAAGGGCGAAGAAGAAGAACACAAGCCCCCCCCAAGAGCGCGAGGAGCUACAGCGGCGACGGGCGAGGGAGAGGGAGAGGAGAAAGAUGUGGAGGGGAGAGAGGGCUGCAGUGGGGGAGGGGAAGAGGAGGGAGAGGAGAGGGAGGGCUGCAGGGGGGGGGGGCGGGGGAGAGAAGAGGGGAGAGAGGGAGAGGGGCGGCGGGACGGGGGGGGAGAGGUAACAGUCUCGGACGAUCGGGUCGCUGUGGACGAAGACGUGGACUCCUUCGUCGAGUUUCUCAGAAGAAAAGUUCGGACCCCAUCUUCGUAG